AUGCCGUCACCUCCAUCCUCAUACCUUCAUUUCAAAGGGUUCUCCAUAACCUUUGCUCACUCGGAGCUCAACCCACCAGACCCUUCUAAUCACCCUGACUUCAUCUUCCUCCCUUUGUCGGACAAAUUAUCUGACACCGGCGGCUCUUCCGGCUUCAUUCAGUUCUUGCAAGCUCUAAACGAUAACUACAAACCCCAUCUUCACAAACACCUCAUCCAGGUCAUAGAUGCACAAAAGGCCUCAUCUCAAAAGGAAUCAAUCGUUAUCAUCCAUGAUAAUCUCAUGUUUUGUGUCGGAUCAAUCGUCGACGAUCUAGGUCUACCCUCCAUCAUAGUGCGCAGCAGCAGUGCAGCCUGUGUUCUUGCUUACAGAAUCAUCCCUCAGCUCCAUAAAGAAGGUCGAUUCCCUGUAGAAGGAAAUGGUUCCGGGACUCCAUCCACUCAGAUACAAAGAUAUACCAUUUAUUGGCCUCACAACACAACAAAGCCUAAAAUUGACAACAUUGUUCUCCUAAAAAACACACCCAAUUGCUUUCAUAUGGAACACCAUCGAAUUUAUUGA
Molecule: messenger RNA, 561 nt
Organism: Lactuca virosa
Lineage: Eukaryota; Viridiplantae; Streptophyta; Magnoliopsida; Asterales; Asteraceae
Source: the annotation of a GenBank genome assembly